Messenger RNA from Sporothrix brasiliensis 5110, 1482 nucleotides. RefSeq lists its product as uncharacterized. Gene Ontology annotation, biological process: canonical NF-kappaB signal transduction. The coding region runs from base 1 to 1482 and encodes 493 amino acids. NCBI's taxonomy places the organism in Eukaryota, Fungi, Ascomycota, Sordariomycetes, Ophiostomatales, Ophiostomataceae. The transcript has a single exon. The record is from RefSeq and is a predicted model, not a curated record.
AUGGGCGAGCCGGACGAGUCUGCCCGGGCGCCGAUACGGGCGCACAUUUUGGCGUCCAUCAACCCUUUUAUGAGCAACUCGGCAAAUGGGGACGAUCACCGAACGGAUCACAAGAGACGGCCAGGACGACGGCGACGAACGUAUUCAUCAGAGAGGGCCCGAAGCGGCGCGGACGAGAACUCGGAGGCCGCUGAGGCUGGCAGCGGCGACCACCUGCGGCCGCGUACCUCCAAGAUGCGGUUCAAAUCGAAGCGACCGCAGGAGAGGGUCGGCGACGACGACGACGACGACAGCCGUCGGACGCGAUACAGAAGCCGAGACUACGAGACAGACAGCGACAGAGGUCGCGAUACUGUCAUCGACCGAGAUACGAAACGGAGUGGAUACAGCAGCAGAUUGGGCGUUGGUGACGAUGCCACCCUCAAAGAAUCCCUGCACGACUCCACAAACCACGAGGUCCGUUCGAAGGAAGAGGCCAGCUCACGGCGCCGCCACCAUCGCCGCCGUCGACAUCACCACGGCCGACACCAUAUGCGGACAGAACGGUCUCUUAGUCGAUCCAGGUCACGCUCCCCCGCGUCGGCGGACGGUCAUAGGGACAAGAAACGGCAUCACCGCAGAUCGAGGCGCGACGACAAUGGACGUGAACAAGAAGAGGAAGACCCGUACGCCGAUCCACCCCUCGACCCGGACGCCGCUUUCCGUCAGUCCCUCUUUGACGCCAUGGCCGACGACGAGGGCGCCGCUUACUGGGAGGCUGUGUACGGCCAGCCCGUGCACGAAUACGCCGAAGAGGCCAAGGCAUACCAACAGCAGGCUGGUAGUGGAGGCGGCACGGCAGACCCGGACGGCUUGUCUGCAAUGAAUGACGACGAAUAUGCCGACUAUGUCCGCCGCCGGAUGUGGGAGCGUUCAGACGAGGGCCGGCGCGAGACACGCGAGCAGCAGAAAAAGCAGCAAGCGGCAGCAGCGGCAGCCGAGAAGGAGCGCAUUCGUGCAAAGCAGCGUGCGUUUGAGCAAGACCGGCGACACUGGGACGAGGUCGAGCGCAGCUUGCGGCGUGGUGAGGCGCGGAAGAAGAGGCGGUUGUGGCAGGACCGGUGGCAGACAUACACGUCUGCAUGGUCGACCUGGGAGGCCAGCCCGUCGCCCGGUACCAUCCCCUGGCCGGUGGCGAGGGAUGAGGCGCCAGACACGGAUGGCAAAGGCCAAGAAGAAGCGUUUGCGAAGGAGGUCCGCGCCUUCUUUACGGGCGGACCACAGGACGGUCCCCGCUACGACGACGACGGCGACGACGAGAAGCUCGAGCCCACGACAGAGAAGAGUUUGCUGGCUCGGCUGCGCGAUGAGCGCGUUCGCUGGCAUCCAGACAAGAUGCAGCAGAGACUGGGCGGCAGAGUGGAUGCGAUGGUAAUGCGCGACAUUACAGCCAUCUUCCAGGUCGUCGACCGGCUUUGGAGUGAGCUGCGGGAGAAGAAGUAG